Molecule: messenger RNA, 2890 nt
Organism: Vombatus ursinus (common wombat)
Lineage: Eukaryota; Metazoa; Chordata; Mammalia; Diprotodontia; Vombatidae
Gene: TUBGCP2
Product: tubulin gamma complex associated protein 2
Exons: 18
Coding region: 134-2782 (882 amino acids)
Biological process (GO): spindle assembly; cytoplasmic microtubule organization; meiotic cell cycle
Cellular component (GO): gamma-tubulin small complex; spindle pole; centrosome
Molecular function (GO): microtubule minus-end binding; gamma-tubulin binding
Source: RefSeq, a predicted model, not a curated record
UGCUGACGUCACUUCCGGCUCAGGAACUACUUCCUGGUCAUGCCUAAGCCAAGGCGGGAGCCGGCUGGGACCAGGAAGUACGGCCGGGGCCGGGGGUGAACGCUUUGUGAGUGUGUGACCCAGCCCUGGAAACAUGAGUGAAUUCCGGAUUCACCAUGACGUGAAUGAACUGCUGAGUUUGUUGCGUGUGCAUGGAGGGGAUGGUGCUGAGGUCUACAUUGACUUGCUGCAGAAGAAUCGGACUCCCUAUGUCACGACGACCGUCUCUGCGCACAGUGCCAAAGUUAAAAUAGCAGAAUUUUCCCGUACUCCCGAAGAUUUUCUGAAGAAAUAUGAUGAGCUGAAAUCAAAGAAUACCCGAAAUCUUGACCCUCUGGUCUACCUCUUGGCAAAGCUUACAGAAGAUAGAGAGACUCUUCAGUAUCUACAGCAGAAUGCCAAAGACAGGGCCGAGCUGGCCGCUGGCACGGCUGUGAGCUGCAGCACCAACUUUAGCAUCCCUUCAACGGCGUCCAAGAUUUCCAUGCAGGAACUGGAGGAGCUCCGGAAGCAGCUAGGCAGUGUUGCCACUGGCCCCAACUUACAGCAGUCACAGGAACUCACAAGAAAGAUGCUCCGGGACAAGCAGAGCAAGAGAAAUUCAGGCCACCAUCUGCCGGCAUUCCCUGCGUGGGUGUAUGAGAGACCCACCCUGAUCGGGGAUUUCUUGCUUGGCUCUGGUCUCAGCUCGGACUCUGCUCUGCCUGUUGGGAGCUUGCCCUUGGCCUCUCAAGAAUCUGCAGUCGUGGAAGACCUGCUGUACGUUCUGGUUGGAGUGGACGGGCGCUACAUCACGGCUCAGGCCCUCAUCAGCAGGCAGAGCCGCACGUUCCUCGUGGACCCUAAUCUGGACAUGUCCGUCAAGGAGCUGGUGAACAGGAUUCUCCCAGUGGCUGCAAGUUACUCAGCCGUGACCAGGUUCAUAGAGGAGAAAUCUUCCUUUGAGUAUGGCCAGGUCAAUCAUGCAUUGGCAGCUGCCAUGAGGACUCUGGUCAAGGAGUACAUGAUCCUGGUCACUCAGCUGGAGCACCUGCAAAGGCAAGGCCUCCUCUCCUUACAGAAACUGUGGUUCUACAUUCAGCCUACCAUGCGCACCAUGGAGAUCCUGUCCUCCCUUGCCACAUCUGUGGAUAAAGGCGAGUGUUUGGGGGGCGCAACCUUGAGCCUUCUCCACGACAGAAGCUUCAACUACACCGGCGACAGCCAGGCCCAGGAGCUCUGUCUGUAUCUAACCAAGGCCGCCAGCGUCCCCUACUUUGAGAUCCUGGAAAAGUGGAUCUACCGCGGGAUUAUCAACGACCCCUACAGUGAAUUCAUGGUGGAAGAGCAUGAGCUUCAGAAGGAGAAAAUCCAGGAGGAUUACAAUGACAAGUACUGGGACCAGCGGUAUACCGUUGUCCAGCCACAGAUCCCUUCUUUCCUCCAGAAAAUGGCAGACAAGAUCCUGAGCACAGGCAAGUAUCUGAACGUGGUCCGAGAGUGCGGCCACGACGUGACCUGCCCCGUGGCCAAGGAGAUCGUCUACACACUGAAAGAGCGCGCCUACGUGGAGCAGAUCGAAAAGGCCUUCAACUAUGCGAGCAAAGUGCUGCUGGACUUUCUGAUGGAAGAGAAGGAGCUCGUGGCCCAUUUAAGGUCCAUCAAGCACUACUUCCUCAUGGACCAGGGCGACUUCUUCGUGCACUUCAUGGACCUCACGGAAGAAGAGUUGAAGAAGCCUGUGGACGACAUCAUCCCCACCCGGCUCGAAGCCCUGCUUGAGCUGGCCCUCAGGAUGAGCACAGCCAACACAGACCCCUUUAAGGACGACCUGAAGAUUGACCUGAUGCCUCAUGACCUCAUCACGCAGCUUUUGCGAGUUCUUGCCAUAGAAACCAAACAGGAAAAAUCCAUCAUUAACGCUGACCCGACGGAGCUCACGCUGAGUGGCCUCGAAGCCUUUUCUUUUGACUACAUCGUCAAGUGGCCGCUCUCGCUGAUUAUCAACAGGAAGGCGCUCACCCGCUACCAGAUGCUGUUCCGACACAUGUUCUAUUGCAAGCACGUGGAGAGGCAGCUCUGCAACGUCUGGGUCAGCAACAAGACCGCCAAGCAGUUCUCCUUACCCUGUGCCAAGUGGUUUGCAGGGGCUUUCACUCUGAGACAGCGUAUGUUGAACUUUGUCCAAAACAUACAAUAUUACAUGAUGUUCGAGGUGAUGGAACCAACCUGGCACAUUCUGGAGAAGAAUCUGAAAUCGGCGUCCAACAUUGACGACGUCCUCAGCCACCACACGAGUUUCUUGGACAACUGCCUGAAGGAUUGUAUGCUCACGAACCCGGAGCUGCUGAAGAUCUUCUCGAAGCUGAUGUCCGUGUGCGUCAUGUUCACAAACUGCAUGCAGAGAUUCACCCAGAGCAUGGAGCUGGGCCCCCCCACAGAGGCCGAGCCUGCGGAGGAGGUCUUCAAGAGGAAGCCUGCCGCGAAGUAUCUGGCAGAGCACGUGGACGCUCUUCAGCUGACGUCCGGCUUCGAGGCCACCAUCAACAAGUUUGACAAGAAUUUCUCCACCCAUCUCCUUGACCUCUUGGAUAAACUGAGUGUGUUCAGCACCAACGACUGUGAGCACAGCAUGGUCAGCGUCAUCUCCAGGCUGGACUUCAAUGGUUUCUACACUGAGCGGCUGGAACGCUUGUCAGCUGAGAGAAGCCAGAAGGCAGCAGCCCCAGUGCCCAUGGCCAGGGCGGCUCUGCCGGUGCAGUGAAGAGCCCAGUGCCCCCUGGGGAGGGCUCCUCACCAAUGCAAGGUGGCGGGAGAUUGGGGUGGGAUAUGUAUUUAUAUUAGAGACAUUAAAAAAGUGAGUGUCAAUGUC